AUGCAUCGCGGGGCAGAUGUGCGCUCACGCGGGGUGGACCUGCUGGUCUCAGAGGCGGGAACGCUGAUGACUCGAUGGCACGGUGCUCCUUCUGCGUCAUCUACAACAGAUGGAACCAAAGGUCUUCAGGCCUCCACGGAAAGGUCACAGGGCACGGUCGGCGGCCUUGAGCUCCCUGCCAUCCGGCUGGCCCGGACACCACCCCUGUCCAGCUCCUCUCUGGUCUGGGAGGACCCAGCUCGUCUCCCUUCAAGGCAGACGUCCCGUUCUCGGCUGACCCUGAGGCUCUCUGAAGACUCUCGGGGCAAGAGCCGGGGUGAUGGCGCGGACUGCUUCCUGCGGGCCCUCUUUUACCUGCUCAGCCCGUGCGGGCUCACUUGA
Rangifer tarandus platyrhynchus (Svalbard reindeer) is the source of this 381-nucleotide messenger RNA. The record is from the annotation of a GenBank genome assembly. Lineage: Eukaryota; Metazoa; Chordata; Mammalia; Artiodactyla; Cervidae.